Saccharomycodes ludwigii is the source of this 606-nucleotide messenger RNA. It is a transcript of the gene YRA2, whose product is annotated as Yra2p. Lineage: Eukaryota; Fungi; Ascomycota; Saccharomycetes; Saccharomycodales; Saccharomycodaceae. The record is from RefSeq and is a predicted model, not a curated record. Gene Ontology annotation, molecular function: RNA binding. The transcript is spliced from 2 exons. Bases 1 to 606 code for a protein of 201 amino acids.
AUGUCGGUUGAAGAAUCUUUAGACCAGAUUAUCAAUAGUACCAAUCAAGAGCAACAAGAAAAAGAAUAUACUCAGGGGCUAGGAAAGAGAUUGGGCUUACCUGAUAUGCACAGAGAUGCGAGAGACUACGAUCCUAAUACAUAUAGAUUAAGGGUAGGGGAUAAUAAUGAAACUAAAGCAGCUAAAAAGAAGCUACGUAUUAAAAAUAUUCCAUUAUCUACAUCUGAUUUUUUAAUUGAAGAUUUAAUAAAAGAUAUUGUGCCGGAGACGAAGUAUCAAGCUUCAUUUUUUGAUCAUAAGGAUGAAAGAACUGCGAUAAUCACCUUUGAUGAUGAAAGUGUCAUGCAAGAAUUAGUAGAUCGAUUAAAUGGUAAAGAAUUGGAGGGUAAGGCUAUUAUUGUCGAAAUAUUUGAAAAAGAAGCAAGAAGAACGGUUUCUAAUCGUUUUUCCUCGUCUAGAGGUAGAAUAAAUAAAAGUUUUGGUCCAAGAGGACCUAGGGGAAGAGGCAAUCGCAAUUCACGUGGUCGUGGUUAUAACACUAGUAUCAACUCUAGGGCUAAUCAGAACCAGUUAGAUAGGGAAUUGGAUGAAUAUAUGAAUAGUUAA